Messenger RNA from Cannabis sativa, 1629 nucleotides. RefSeq lists its product as uncharacterized. The transcript is spliced from 5 exons. Gene Ontology annotation, molecular function: catalytic activity. The record is from RefSeq and is a predicted model, not a curated record. The coding region runs from base 155 to 1150 and encodes 331 amino acids. NCBI's taxonomy places the organism in Eukaryota, Viridiplantae, Streptophyta, Magnoliopsida, Rosales, Cannabaceae.
AAUACCACUUCAUUCAAAAAAAAAAAAAAAAAAUCAAAUUAAUACCACACCACCACACCUUUCUCACCCACUCUCCUAUCUCCGUUGACUGUGUUGAUUGUCUACUCUGCCACGGUUCAUUUCCUCUGACUCCGAUCAUCUACUCUGGCUUAAAAUGGCUUCCGGCCAAUCAUCUCCUCUGGCCGAGCAUCGGAAGACUAUAACAUCUGAGUCUCCAGCCAAGAUCCUUCGACGAAUUCUGAGUUCACCAGGACUUCACCAAACCCCUGCUUGUUUUGAUGCUCUCAGUUCCAAGUUGGUGGAGAGAGCAGGCUUUAAUGUCGGUUUUACUAGUGGGUUCUCAAUAUCAUCUGCUAGACUGGGAAUGCCAGAUGCGGGACUUAUAUCUUAUGGAGAAAUAGUGGAACAGGGGAGACUUAUUACCGAUGCUGUGUCGAUUCCUGUAAUUGGGGAUGCUGAUACUGGUUAUGGCAAUGCCAUGAACGUGAAAAGAACUGUGAAGGGAUAUAUUAAAGCUGGUUUUGCUGGGAUUAUGAUUGAAGAUCAGGUACUACCAAAAGCUUGUGGUCAUACUCGAGGCAGAAAAGUGGUAUCGAGAGAGGAAGCAGUGAUGCGGAUAAGAGCAGCUGUUGAUGCUCGGGAGGAGAGUGGGUCUGACAUUGUUAUUGUGGCAAGGACUGAUUCUCGUCAAGCAGUGUCUUUUGAAGAAUCGCUCUGGAGAACAAGGGCCUUUGCUGAGGUCGGAGCAGAUGUUCUUUUCAUAGAUGCACUAGCUUCAAAAGGAGAAAUGAAGGCUUUUUGUGAAACUGCUUCCCAAAUUCCUAAACUGGCCAAUAUGCUGGAAGGAGGGGGCAAGACACCAAUACUUACUCCAUCUGAGCUUGAGGAUAUUGGAUAUAAGCUUGUGGUCUAUCCACUUUCUUUACUCGGGGUUUCUAUCAAAGCAAUGCAGGUUCUGUAUCUAAACCUUGUUGGUUCUCUAACAUUUUUUUCUUUUAGAACCAAAGAAAAGCACAAACAAUACAAAAUUGUUCUUUACCAUCAUUUACUGAUGCAACUCGUUCGAAUUUUCUUAAAAUAUUUAUUCAAUGUAUGUAAAACCUUGAAUUCACUGGUUCCUUCUGGUAUGAAAGUCCAAAUAUUUUCUUGAAUUGAUUUGUUCUCUGAUUGCCACAAUCCAGGAUGCUCUUAUCGGCAUCAAAAGUGGCCACAUUCCACCUGUUGGAACCAUGCCAUCUUUCGAAGAGAUAAAAGAGAUCGUCGGUUUCAACAAGUAUUAUGACGAAGAGAAUCGUUAUGCUACUAAGGACUAACAACCCGCUACCUUCACAAAGUGGUGAGUGAGAGACUUCAUAGAGUUUGGCCUUGGUUGGCAUAGCUUCCCAAAGCACUUUUCUUUGUUGUUUAUUAUAAAAGCUGUUUUGAUAACUGUUUGAAUAGAACAAUUCGAAGCGCUUAACACUGUCAUCUAUUAAGAGUACUUUUUAGAGAAGUCAAUGCGUGGUAAAUAAGUGCUUGUACAAAAAUCACAAGCCCAGACAAAUAAGCCUUUCAGCUAAACUGGUUAUGGAAUUGUCUUAAAAUUGGCAUUGGCUUUGCAUAAUUGCAUUGAUGGACAUUUCCACCUUA